AUGGGAAAGCGAAGCGGAGACAGCAAGUGGCUGGCCCAGGUGUCCCCUGCUGUCAUCGUGCAGGAGCCUCUGGAGGCCCCAGGCGGAACCAGGAUCCUCUUCCUGGCCUCCCACCUGCCCUGGUUCCCGGCUCACAGCAGCACCCGGCUCAGCAUGCUCACUGGGCUCACUGGGUCCACGUCCUUGAAGGAGGCGCUUCUUCAGCAUUUCAGGUACCAGAAGCUGGAGAUUGCCUAUGCCAUACACAAGCCAUUUCCCUUCCUGGAAGGCCUCCGAGAUAGACGCCUCAUCAGUAAGAAACUAUACACGGACUCUCGAGAAGCCUGUCAAAGUUUGACUCCUCUACCCACAAUAGUGCACAACAUUCUCACCAACCUGGAGAGGACUUUUGACAUGACCCUGCUGGGGGAGAUCUUCAGCCCGAAUAACCUGAGCGAGUACCCCAAACUCCAGAAGAUUCAGCAGAGCUUCGGAAGUGCUUUCCCUGAAGCCAGCUCCGGUGUCCCUGCUCUGCUCCAGGACCUGCUGCCACCGCUGCCACUCCAGCCCUCACCUCCCAGCCCUUUGCCUUGUGCACAGCCAGCCAGCCAGCCCGAGGCACCCACCCAGUGGAGAGCUGAGAUCCUGAGUGAGGCACCCAGCCCUGGCAGCCCUGCCGUGACCAUCCCUGGACUCAUCCGUGAAGGAAGGAUCUCCCCAGGGCUCGCCUCGCGGGAGCAUGGCACCCAGGAGAAGCUCCAAGAGGUGGGUCAGGCGACUCCAGUGAAGGAGGCCUCGGCCAGUCACUCAGAGGUCAUGAUAAAAGCACAGAGGACAAAGACUGAAUGUGUCCAGUCGCCAGAGCCAGAGGGACCCUCGGAGACGUGCAUCCAGGCUGAGACCAGAGACUGGUCCUCACCAAAAGGUUUGGAGAUGGCAGGAAAACGGGCCAAGUCGAAGAACUGGAGGCAGCCACUGGAGUCAGAGGUGUCUGGUGAGUGUGAGGUGUGCUGUCAAGGCAGACGGCUGCUGUACUGUGACACCUGCAUGAAAUCGUUUCACAGAGACUGUCACAUCCCACCUGUGCAAGCUGAGAGGACCCCGUGGGGUUGCACCUUCUGUAGGAUGAAAGAUUCCUCAGGGAGGCAGCAGUGUCUUCAGGAGCCCGGGAUCCUGGAGAGGAGGAUUCGACCUGAGGACCAGCUGAAGUGCGAGUUCCUCCUCCUGAAGGCCUAUUGCCAUCCACAGAGCUCCUUUUUCGCAGACAUUCCACAUAAUAUUCGAGAUUAUGGGGAGCCGUUUAAGGAAGCCAUGUGGCUAGACCUGAUUAAGGAGAGGUUGACUCAGAAGAUGUACACGGUGGCAUGGUUUGUGCGGGACGUGCGUCUGAUCUUCCGAAACCAUAAAGCCUUUUACAAGACUUCUGACUUGGCUCAGGUGGGACUUGAUUUGGAGGCAGAAUUUGAAAAAGGUCUCAAAGAACUAUUUGGUUCCCAUGCAGCCAACACCAUGAUUCCUGGACCCUCCUGA
Molecule: messenger RNA, 1509 nt
Organism: Elephantulus edwardii (Cape elephant shrew)
Lineage: Eukaryota; Metazoa; Chordata; Mammalia; Macroscelidea; Macroscelididae
Product: sp110 nuclear body protein-like
Exons: 13
Coding region: 1-1509 (502 amino acids)
Biological process (GO): regulation of transcription by RNA polymerase II
Cellular component (GO): nucleus
Molecular function (GO): DNA-binding transcription factor activity, RNA polymerase II-specific; protein binding; DNA binding
Source: RefSeq, a predicted model, not a curated record